GUCGUUAUUCUUUAGUGAGAUCGAUUAUUGUUUACAAACGUUGCGUUUGUUAUUUUAGCAAUGCAUACACUUACAAUUAGCUCAGUUUGUGUCAACAAAAUUCUAAACGUCAAACACAUUUUGAUUUCACAACGGGUCAGUCGAUGAUUUAUAUUCCCGCCAGUUUCAAUCACCGUAACAUUCAAGACACAGUACAAACGAUUUAACAAGUUUCGGUGUACAACAAAAGAAAGAUGCCAUCAAAAUUGUGUGUUGAUGAUGUUGCGCGCAACAUCAUAUGGAAAAUAACAAAUCUUAGCAAUUUAAAACGAAGCGAGUCACCGGAGUUUGUUUUACGCGGAUUUCAUUGGAAAUUCGAAGUCAGAAAGGUAUUGUCCGUAGACAACGCGAAUGCGUUGAAAGUUUUUUUGUACAGAGUGAACAUGGAUAACGGUAUCGACGUGCCAUGCAUUGUAUACGCUGAAAUCAAAUUGAUUCCAUUCGAUAAUGAUGUGGAGCCACAUCAAAAGGUGAUCAUUCCAAAUGAAUGUGGUGGUGAAAAUCCAUCGUCACUUUCGUUGUCGUUGAUUUCGCUUAAUGACAUAAAUGAUCCGGCUAGAAAAUUCAUUCAAAAUGACACAAUCACGCUCGAAAUUUACAUAAAAGCCGAUGCACCACAAUUGGUUUUUCCCACUGACUUGACACGUCUACAAAUUUUGCGCAAAAGUCAAUUCAACAUCCAACUUAAUUUGAUCGUAAAAAACUUGGACAAAAGGGUGGCCGGAAUAAUGUCACCAAUGUUUUAUGUUGCCGACCAAUUUUGGAAAAUUUGUGCAUACCGAAACGGUGAUGCAUUGGGACUAUAUUUAAAGCCGAUGUGUUUUGAUAGUCAAAUGGAUUCGGGAUUUUACGAUGUAACAACCACCAUCAGUUUGCAUCCAUUCGAUGCUGUUCGCCACGAUUUUAUUGGACGUAUUGAUGAAAGGACAAAAUUGUUGCCGUUCAAUGAUUUCAUCAAAUGGACGGACCUGUUCGAUCCAAGUAACCAGUAUGUGAAGAAUGGGUCAUUUGCACUAGAUAUCGACAUUGAAUUGAUGAAAAUAGAAGAAACCGUUUCCCAGAUUGACCACACAGAGACGAAUGAAAAUGAUCUUGGCUGCCCGAUAUGCCUGGAAAGUUUUCGUGACUUACUUGCACUGGAAGUACAAGCCGUUUCAUUGAAAUGUGGACAUUGUUAUUGUGAUGACUGUAUGAAGCAAAGUGUUCGAGGCCGGAAGAAAUGCCCAAUUUGUAAUGCAAAGGUUGUAAACACACAAAUUCGAACCAUUUACUUUCCAUAUACAUCGCGAUAAGCUAGUUGCCGAUCCCGUUACAUUCAUUUGAACGAUGGCGACGAUGUUGACGUCAAGCCGAUCUAAUAUAAUAUGAUUAAUCUGAACCUGAACUUAUGAGACGAUAAUUUUAUAUCAUUUUUAUACCUUUUAAAAAAAAUAACAACAUUAAGUUCAAUAUAUAUAUAAUAGAAAAAAAUUCGUUGAAAAAACCAUAAAGAUGAUGAACAACUGAAAAUGUUCCAAUCUUACGAGAUAGCAAAACAAUUCUGAUUGUUUCAAAUACUUAAUUAGAAUUUUCUUAAUAUUAAGAAUCCAUACGUACUUUAUU
This is a messenger RNA of Contarinia nasturtii (swede midge), 1641 nucleotides long. RefSeq lists its product as uncharacterized. The transcript has 3 exons. Gene Ontology annotation, biological process: positive regulation of transcription by RNA polymerase II. The record is from RefSeq and is a predicted model, not a curated record. Gene Ontology annotation, molecular function: transcription factor binding. NCBI's taxonomy places the organism in Eukaryota, Metazoa, Arthropoda, Insecta, Diptera, Cecidomyiidae. Bases 234 to 1331 code for a protein of 365 amino acids.